Messenger RNA from Xiphophorus hellerii (green swordtail), 675 nucleotides. RefSeq names its product lactose-binding lectin l-2-like. The record is from RefSeq and is a predicted model, not a curated record. The coding region runs from base 96 to 584 and encodes 162 amino acids. NCBI's taxonomy places the organism in Eukaryota, Metazoa, Chordata, Actinopteri, Cyprinodontiformes, Poeciliidae. The transcript has a single exon.
UUUGUCUCUCCAGGAUUCUCUUCAACAUCCAUCACUGCAGAAAAACUCCAGCAAGAACUUCAGAUCCCUCCACCUCAGAGACAUCGAGAUCCAAGAUGAUGUGGUUCCUCUUCCUGUUUGGUCUGGCUCUGGCUGCUGAGCCUCCUUCAGAUGGACAGGAACUGAAGCUGCUGCGUGGCAGCUGCCCCUUGUUCUGGUUCAGCUUCGAGGGUCGCUGCUACAAGUACUUUGGCUCAAGAGUGACCUGGGGAGAAGCAGAGCUCCAAUGUGUGUCUGAAGGAGCCAACCUGGUUUCCAUCCACAGCCUAAAUGAACUCAAUUUUGUCAAUUUUCUGAUCAAGAACUUUGAUCCUACUCAGUCAUGGACCUGGAUUGGACUCACUGACAUGCAUAAGGAAGGAGGGUGGAUAUGGUCCGAUGGGUCUAAAUACAAAUUUUCCCUUUGGACUUCUGGACAGCCUGACAAUGCUGGUGGAAAUGAACACUGUGUUCACACCAACUACGGAAGCAAUUUUUACUUCAAUGAUCGUUUGUGCUUCACUCAGUUAGCUUUUGUCUGUGCAACUCGUACAGUUUGUCCCUAAACACAAAACAAUUAUAAAGGAAAAAAUCUUAAUUGUGUUGCAUUUCUUGAUGAUUUUUCUGUUUAGAUUCAACUGGUUUUGUUUUCAACAA